GGGAGGAGGCGGGCGGGCAGGCGCGCGAGCGAGCGAGGCCUGGCGAGGAUUGUUUUUGGUUUGAUGCAGUUUUAAAAGGCAAAGACGGCGGGGGGAGGGGCGUGUCGCGCGAGCGGGGGAGGAAGCGCGCCUGCAGUUUUUAAAUGCAAUUAAACUAAACGGCAAAGAAAGCAAGCCGAAAAGGAUGCAUGCGCGCGAUUUUUAAAUGCAAUUAAAAUAAAAGGCAGAUAAAGCCCAGAGCGUUGUGGUUGCGCAGGUAAGCCGAGGGCUAGAGGCCCCGAGCGGGCAGUAUCAUGGCCGCGCCGGGCGCUUCGGCCGCCGUCGGGGGAUCCCGGGCCGAGGAGCAGCCCCCGCCGCCCGCCGCGCCCUCCUCCCAGGCGCCGGUCCCGCAGGCCGCAGAGCAAGCCGGCCAGCCGCAGCCGCAGCAGCCCUCGCCCGCCGAGCAGAAGUUCCAGCCGCCCCCCGCGCAGCCGCCGCCGCCCUCCGCCCAGGCGCCGCCGCCGCCGCCUGCCCAGCGCCCGGACCAGGAGGACGCCUCCUUCCUGCCUCUGGUGCACGACAUCAUCAAAUGCAUGGAUAAAGACAGCCAGGAUGUUCACCAGGUGUUGAGUGAUCUGCGGACCAAAUUUGUGGAGAUGCGGAAGCUGAUCAAAAGCAUGCAAGGCAUUGGUGUGAGCCCGGAGCGUCAGCAGGAACAGCUCCAGAGCCUCCGAGAGCAAGUCCGGACGAAGAGUGAACUGCUGCAGAAGUAUAAGAGUUUGUGUAUGUUUGAGAUCCCCAAGGAAUAGAGAGGAAGUAACUUGCGAUUUCCCAGAAGUGGCCGUGUGAGCGGCAGCUUCCGUCAUGUCAAAGCAGAACAUGAUGUGUCUGGUGCAGAGUUGUACUGUGGGCUUUAAUGCUCUGUCCUGGAGCUUGUUUCUUCAUUCCAAUAGUAAAACUCGCUUGUGUUGGAAUGCUCCUUACACCUAGAAAGCUAGUUCAUCAGGGAGAAGAAUACAAUCUGCUUGGCUGUUCCCCCCCCCCCCCUUGUAUACAAAGAGUGAGGGUUUUGUUUUCAUGGAAUAGCAUACCAAGAGUCCAGGAACACCACUGGAUUUUGCUGUGUGUAAAAAUGGGCCACAUGAGUCUUUCAAGGGGAAAACAAACAAAAAACGCCAUGUAGAAGAUAAAUUUGUUGGGGAUUUUUACAUCAGUACAGAGAAAUAAACUUUUUCUUAGAAAAGGGCAGAGGGGCUAAAAUUUAAAAUGGGCCAAUUCCUAGGCAGAAUAAGAUAAUGGAGAGAGCCAUUUGUUAAGAAAUGUCUGUGUAUACUUUGAGAUUCUUUUUUUAAAUGAACAAUUCUUGUUUCUGAGAUGGUUGAAAUAAAAAUGUUAAAUGCAGCAGUUGCAAUAAU
Eublepharis macularius is the source of this 1394-nucleotide messenger RNA. It is a transcript of the gene MED9, whose product is annotated as mediator complex subunit 9. The record is from RefSeq and is a predicted model, not a curated record. NCBI's taxonomy places the organism in Eukaryota, Metazoa, Chordata, Lepidosauria, Squamata, Eublepharidae. The coding region runs from base 294 to 788 and encodes 164 amino acids. Gene Ontology annotation, biological process: regulation of transcription by RNA polymerase II. Gene Ontology annotation, molecular function: transcription coregulator activity. The transcript is spliced from 2 exons. Gene Ontology annotation, cellular component: mediator complex.